GAAUCCAGUAUAUUACAAGUCCAGCGUAGUUGUGAAGUUAAAAACAAACAGAUCGCUGUGUCGAAGAGUCGUUUUGAACAUUCGCUCACACUGAACAACGAGAUGUCCUUAAGACAAAUUAAUUCUCCUCCCUCACAAGCAGUUGUGGCGAAUGAAAUUAUUUUCCAGUGGGAAACUCACAGCCACAAAGCCUUCCGUAUUUUUCAAGAGAUGCGUGCGAAGGAAGAAUUAUGCGACGUGUAUAUUUGCUGCGACGGACGGCGUUUUCCUGCGCACCGUGUAGUUUUGGCGGCAACUUGUCCUUUCUUCCGUGAAAAGCUAGCGGCUGAACAUGACGAAAGUGAAUGCGAAGAGUCAUUCGUGGAACUAGAAAUACCAUGGAAUUUUGACAACUUGCUAAUGCUUAAUGCUUUGGAUUUUUUGUAUGAAGGAAAACUGAUUUUGCAACUGGAUCAUAUUAAGGACUUAUUACAGCUGUUGCACUACUUAAAGGUUAUUUGAACGAUAUUUGUUUCAUCUUACUGUCAUUUGUUUUCAGUCCACAUGAGUUUGGUAACCAGCCGCUUACGGUGAUUAUAUUCUUGACCAGGUAGAAACAAAAAAAACAAACAAACAAAGACUGGCAGAUUUUUUGACGUUCGAAUAACACUGUUAUGAUCAGUUAUGAUAACAAUCUGUAACUGUUUCGUAACAAAAGCGUAAAAUUAUGUAUCACACAGUGUUCAGGAAAUUGUUGCGUUUGGAAUCGAAACUUGUUCCCUUUUUAAAUUCAUGUAGUUAUUUGUUCACUUACAUAUUCCUUUACCUAUUCAUGGACUCCUUCAGAUCGAAGAGGCUGUCAUUGCUUGCGAACGAUUUGCUAUCGAUCAUUUGAGAAACCAAAAUUGUGUGGGGUAUCACAAACUAGCGGAGACUCUUGGCCUCGAGCAAUUAAAACUCAAAACAAUGGAAUACAUGGAAUGGAACUUCUUACAAAUCGUGAACGAAGAUGAUUUUGUCAAGCUGUCAGCGCAUCAGAUAACUUCCUUACUCGGAAGUAACAGUCUAAAGGUCAGAAAGGAGGAAAAAGUGUAUGAAGCGGUGUGGAAAUGGUACAAACACGAUCCUGAAAAAAGGUCAGAAGAGGAGCUGAUAAUUAAUUUUAAUGAAUGAUCCAUACAGUUAGAAGCAGAAGCGAGAAAAUGGCUUUAAUAUUUCCAGCGCUGCCUUCCCAAUCAGUCAAGCGGUACAUAGUGUAAGAUGUAGAUUUUUGGUUAUCUUUCAUUAAAUUAUUUUAGUGGCAAAAUUCAUUUGGUUUCUUUUUGUCAGUGUUUGAUUUUAAGUAUUAUUUUUCACUACCUCGUUAGCGUUUGUUUGUAAUUUGUUCUUCAUUAGCGCCUUUUUCGGUUUCUUUAGUUCCCUUAAUUUUUCUCACGCCUUUUUCAGCGCCCUUGUGCAGUUUCAAGUUUUUUCGCUGCUACUUUCUUACAAAACAUGACAUUUAGGCGACAAUUUUUUUAACAAUUUGUUCUCUACGCACAACGCAGUUUUGUUAGUGUACACUCACAGGUUUGGCAGCUAGUUAAAACGUUUUACGGAGCUUCUCUCUUAAAAUGUUUCGUCUUUCGUGGCUGUAACAAUUUUUAUCGACGACCACGUUUAGACUAUCCCCGUCUUCGUUUGUUUAAAUAAAUCUCCAGAUUUCUGGAUAUCCUCGUAGUGUUAUUACUUCGGCCACUUCUCAUUAGCAGUUACACGCAUGUAUGGUAACACAUGAAAAUACUGUUCAGUGGCUUUAAUUAUAAUGAUCACAAACGGGGGGGUACAUUCACAGAUUUAAUAGUUAGAACCACCAUGCACGGCAUGAUGAACAGUACCAAAUUAAAACACAUUCAAGUGGAUACUUGUUUGUAAUCACUGAAAAUGUUUUGUUUCAGUGACCUCAUCUCGCACUUUCAGAUUAAGAGAAAUGACAUCAUUGCCGUUGUCAUAGUGACCGAUUAACAACAGAUGUAGAAAAUCUCUUUCGUUUUUAAAUUUCAAGGAAUAAUUUUUCUCUUCCUCUCCCCCCUUCGUAUUCUUUUUGUAUUCACGCGCGGCGCGCAUGAUUUCGCAAAUUAGCCAAUCACGUCAAAGAAUUCUAACCUUGACAUUGGAAAACUGACCCGGACAUUUUUCGCGUAUUUUUAGUUUGUUUUCAGGGAGUUUUAGUUAAAUGUUUUUGGGCUUUCGUUCGCGUAAAUUUGUUACUCCUUUGUUUGAAAUUUUGAGAAGUUUCGGUGAUUUUAUUUCAGCCAAAUGUUGUGGUUCACUGAACAAGUUUAAAACAUAUUUUUUAGGGACUUUGGAAUCUAGCCUCUUUUUUUCGUGAAUGGUUUUUUUUUUAGACAAAGGGCAGCGAAAUAAUCAAAUCGAUCUCAAUUGGUGACAAUACCUAGAGCUAAUAAUAAACUGGUCAGGCCUGUCUUCAUAUCAUCCUUUAGGAACAAAGAGCUGGACACAGUUUUGAAAACCAUCCGCUUCCGUCAAAUCACCACAAAAUUCCUUCAAACACGGAUACUUCCCGAACUCGUGAAAGGCGAAGGGAAAUGCCGCAAGGACGUGGAAGAUGCUCUGGCUGCUAGGAAGUUGUCACAAGAAAAUAACGAUUCAGGAAAACCUCGAAACUCUCGGAAGAUCGUUUACCUGUUCAGUAUGAAGACAAACCGAGUUGACACCUUUGAUGAGGAGCAACGUGCAUGCGUUCCCUGCCCCAAACUGACGUCAUUUAGCGAUGCAAGUAAAGAAGAUAAUUACCACUGUGCAUUUCUUGUGCAGGGUGAGCUUUAUAUCGUGUCCAGGAGGGCAGUGAACAGAUUCAACCCUGUGACAAAGAAAUGGACUUGGGUUGGCGAUGGUAAGUUUUUCUCUUCUCUUGGUUUUUUCCAUCGGUUCCGAGAACGUUCAACGAUUAGCCGUGUCUGUUGGGUCAUAUUUUUAAGCUAAAGGUGUUUAGAGACGGACUUUAGCACUUUGGGACAUUUUGGUUGGGGGAAGGAUCAAAGUGUUAUUAAAAGGAAAAUUUUGACAAUGAUAAAAUUAAUUUUCUGAGAAAAGUCUCUCCCCUCCCCAGGACUAAUUAUGUCAGCCUAAGAUUUCUAUUUUAAAAAUGGAUGUGAACUAUCACGUGACAGUAUGUUUGCCAUUUAAGGGCGUGCCGUACGGGAGUCAGGAGUGUGUUCUGAUAGAAACAACAUCUACGUGUUUGGUGGGAAGCCAAACGACAUGUCUGCCCACAAAUUUGACGUUUGUCAUGGAGUAUGGAGCUCACUACCUGAAAUGAAUCGACGUAGGAGAUGCACUGGUAAUCUUCUCUUUCUGGUUUCUUUGUUUUUCGUUGUAUUUUUUCUUUCUGUCGUCUUCUUGUCCUGCAUUACGUUCUGGAGAUUCCUUUUUGAGUUGUUGGUGUUGUUGUUGUUUUUCCGGUUUAAAACUAGGCGUCCUUUAAGUACUAAUUGUCACUUCGUAUUUUACUCUGGAUCCCUCUUUCUCAAACGCUGUUCACUCGUCCUUUCUUUUCUAAAACGACAAAUGCCGAUCGAAUAAGUUAUUUUUGACAAUUCUUAUUGGUUUAAGCAAAGAGCGAGAAAAAUUUCCCAGUCUAGAGGUUUUUUCUUAGGUAUAAAUGUUCCAACACGCUUGACCGAUUUUCCUUCACCACAGUGGAGCCCCUCAUUUAAAAAGAUAUGGUAGGCCUUUGAAGUUUUAAAUUUUCUCUCAUAGGUGUGGCUAUUUUGGGUCGAAAGAUUUACGUUAUCGGGGGACUUAAUGACGAUGGACCGCUGAACUCGAUGGAAAGCUUUCACAUGCGAUCUCAAAAAUGGAAAUUGCUACCAGGCCUUCUAGAACCUCGUUUCAGUAUGGGCGUGGUAACCUGGGCAGGAAGUAUCUUUGUCUUCGGUGGACGCAGCGAUCGACAAAGUCUAGGGAGCAUGGAGGUUUAUCACCCUAAGGAAGACAAAUGGGUGUUUGCUCCUGCGCAGUUAAACGACAACAGAAGUGAGUUCGGUCACGUGGUCUACGAAAAUAAGAUAUAUUGCUUUGGUGGGCGUGGAGUAACUUCAAUCGAAUAUUAUGAUUAUUUGAAUGAACAAUGGCGCAUCGUGGGACGAGUAAGCGACAACACUUAUUCAGUGAAUUGUUUGGUGUAUCCUCCACUGAACUAA
Messenger RNA from Pocillopora meandrina, 4184 nucleotides. Lineage: Eukaryota; Metazoa; Cnidaria; Anthozoa; Scleractinia; Pocilloporidae. The record is from the annotation of a GenBank genome assembly.